Messenger RNA from Caretta caretta (loggerhead turtle), 2968 nucleotides. NCBI's taxonomy places the organism in Eukaryota, Metazoa, Chordata, Testudines, Cheloniidae. The record is from RefSeq and is a predicted model, not a curated record.
GGGUAGGGGGUGACACCCAGCCAGCGUCUCUGCCCUCAGGCGGGUUCGUUCAGGGUUGAGAGCCCCGGUUUCCGGGGGUAUUUGGGGUGGCUCCAUUCCACUGAGUUUGGGGCCAGCAACGGGGCUGUGGGGAAGGUCCCCGAGGCUGUGGCUGUCAUUGUGGCUUGGUGGAUCCCUCCCCCUACCGGGCGCCCCGGGUGCAGCUCAGUGAGCGGCUGUGGAGAGUCGGCCCACCAGUGUUACCUGUCGGUGACUAGCCGGGGCUCGGGAUAGGUGCUAGCCACCCCCUCCCGCUCAAUGGCCCGUCCCAGGAGCCGCUCGUUGGCAGGUCACUGGCCUUCCCGGGCCCCAGUAUCCCGGUCUGGUGGCCAGGUGCUGACAGGGAGCCCAUUCUGGUACCUGUCUGGCGGCUCUUUCCCAUGGCCCAUCAGUACCCCUUCCGGGUCACCCCUGCCCGCGGCUGAGCCCCCCCAGCCCCUCACUUUGCUGAUCAAAUCUGCAUUUAACCGGCACCCCCAAAGCACCUCAUUGCAACCCCCCGGCUGGGGUUUGGGCAACAAAAUCUGUCGACGUCUCCCUCCCCCCAUUGGGGAAAGGUUGCCUAGUUCGGGGUGGGUUUCCCAGCCGGACGGAAGGACACCUCCGCCCCCAACACCUCGCUCCCGGAGUAGCGCUCCCUGGCUCCCCCUACUGACAGCGUCAGCAGAACGGCAGAGUGCGAAGAGAAUCAUGGAAACACCCCCCAGUGUGGGUGGGUGCGGGAGGGAGACCGGGGCUGGGCCAGCAGGGGGCUGGAGGUCAGGAGUGAGGGGCACUGGCAGAGCUGGGGGAAGGGAGCCUGGGCUAGCAGGGGGCUGCGGGUCAGGAGUGGGGGCACCGGCAGAGCUGGGGGGAGACCGGAGUGGGAAUAAAUGGCAUGGGGGGGUCAGGAUUGAGGGGCAUUGACAAAAUCCAUCCAAAAUCCCCCACACUCCAUAGAUAGCAGCAGCCCAGGCUCCUCCUUCCAGCCCACUCAGCCCGCACCCUGGGUGCUCUCCCCCCUCUAACCUCUCAGCACCCACUCUUUUCCUCUGCUCCAGCUGGACGAAUGGGACCCCCAGACCUGCGCUCUCCUCCUCCCUCUCUGACUCGCUCCCGGCAGCCGUCUCUGUCCCUGAGACCCUUAACCUGUGAGGGCAGCGCAGAAUUCACAGUUCCCUACCAGGUGGCCGUGCCAGACGCUGUGGUGCAAAUCCAGCCGGAGCUGGCUCAGCUGAAACCAGCUCCUGCCUGCGUCCCGCCGUGCGGGUACCAGAAAGACGCCCAGGUCUACAAAUGCACCUCGUGCAGCCUAGUGGACUGUCAGCUCCCCCUGGACUGUCCAGUGGAGGACGUCUGGAAGAACGAGGGGGAGAGGACGGCUCUGACAUGCAGGGUCCCGUUCCAGACCCCCCCUGACGUGCGGCGUAGCUGGAAGUUUGCCAGGGACCUCCGGACCCAGGAUCUUUCCCUCUUCCGGGACCUGCAUAUGGGCGCCGGCUCCUCCCUUGUCCUCCGUCCCACAUGGGGCUCGCACCGCGGCACCUACGCCUGCCAGCUAGCCCAGCAGGAUGAUGUGCUAGCCCGGAAAUACUUCUACCUCAAUGUGACUGCCAGCAGCCAGGAGGCAGAGACGGAGCUGCAGGACAUGUUCCACACCAUCCUGCAGUCCCCAGCGGGGCACGGGGCCGAGGACCGGCUCCCCGGGCUCUCGGAGCUGCUGGCCGAGCCCGACUCGCUGCACAAGAGGAACGUGGUGCUGCUGAUGGUGGGGCUGGCGCUGAGCGCCCUGCUGGGCACCCUGCUGCUGGGGACGAGCCCUGCCCGCGCCAUGAGAGAGGAGGUGGAGACGGGCGCCCGGUUCCUGUCGCGCCUGGCGAACCGGCACGGCCGGCUGGACAAGGGGCUCGUGGAGCAGUUCGGGGAGCGCCUGGCCACCAUCCUGCAGGAGAGAUAUUGCCGGCACUGGUACCCCGAGAACCCUGCCAAGGGACAGGCCUACAGGUGUAUCCGUAUCAACCGGAGGCAGCGGGUGGACGAGUCGCUGCUCCGGGCCUGCGCGGGCUGCGGGCUGGCGUACUCGGAGCUGGCUCUGCCGUGGGAGCUCUCGCUCUGGAUCGACCCGGGGGAGGUCUGCUGUAGACUCGGGGAGAACAGCCAGUACUUCACGGUGAGCCCCUCGGAAGGGGGAGGCAGCAAAGGGACCCCGGAGCCCGAGACGUCAGACUAUCACUCGGAGUCGCCGUCGGAGAGCUCCUCGGAGGACGAGGGAUCAGCCCGGCCCCCCCCGGCCCCGGCACCAGCCCCAACCAGACCCGCCCUGCGGGAGCCCGGCAAACAGGCCGCCGAGUUGUUCUAUGUCCCGGCCCCCGUGUGGCUCCCCUGCACCACCCAGCGCCUGGUCAGCUACAUCCCCACCUACCAGCCCCUCACCUUCUACUACGUCAGCGUCGGAGCAAAGCCCUCGCCGGCGAAGAGAUCCAACCCCGACCGGCUGCGGCGCCUCACCCACCGGGCUGCCAAGGCUUAGGGGCGGGGCAGGGAGAGGGGAGAGCCCCCAGCCCCUCUCCCUCCUGCCCUCACAUGCCUUCACCCCCCAGUGAUCUCCGCCACGCUCUCAGGCUGAGACUGGGUGGAACUCACCACAGCAAUGCAAACAGCGCCACCUCGUGGCCACGCAACAAGCCAGGCUGGAAACGGCUGGAAGUCGGGGAUGUCCUCCCCCCAACCCAGCUGGUAUCUUAAGAGUUAACAGCCCCCCUUCUCGUGCAAGGAGUGAGGCCCCAUGGCCGUGGGGCUGAGCCAGUUGAGACUUGGUGUCCGAGGGGACCGUCUGCAGGCAAAGCACAUGGGCAAACUUGCUAUGGAGGGGAAGACGGGCCUGGAAGCCAGGACGCCUGGGUUCUAUCCCCAGUGCUGGGAGGAUAGUGGGGGUCUAGUGCUUAGAGCG